Molecule: messenger RNA, 2002 nt
Organism: Amoebophrya sp. A25
Lineage: Eukaryota; Dinophyceae; Syndiniales; Amoebophryaceae
Source: the annotation of a GenBank genome assembly
GAGUUCUUGCUUGUAAAAAACUCCAAGUCGAGAUGAAAAUACGAGGAAGUUACAAAUCAUACAACGUGUCAACAUCACAGCAAAUUGCUGCAACCCUGUUAGCCAUUAGCAUGCUCCUGCCACGAUGAGUAGCAGAAGUUUCCCCUCGACAGGGGAAACCACGACGUACAAGGGGACCUCCACGACAAUGUCGUUCUUCUCCGCCUGGUCUUUGUUGUUGUUGCUGACGACACCAGCCUCUUUGGAGGUCGACUUGGUCAGUUCUACGACUUUCAUUAACUGCAGGAGCGUCAAGAAGAACAAGAAUUUCUUGAUGUCAACAUCGAAGAAGAAGAGAGUCCUCCCGAAUGCGCCAUGCUCUUGCGAGUACUGCGAACAGGGUAUGCUGCAGUCCUGCGUAAACGAGUAUCAUGCGCGAAGACAGGUCAACACCUGCGUCGCAACGGCAGCUGCCUUCUGCAGCUUGAUGGAUGGUAAUCGUUUGUCUUUGUUUUCCUCGUCACCAUAGGAAUAGGUGCAGCCGCUGUGUAGCCUUGUCCACAUGCACUGCAUCCGAAACCUAACCUACUACGAGGAACCGAUUGCUACCUUUUUCCACGUCUCAACAGAAACAAUCUACUUGUACUUCAAGAACUUGCAAAUAAUUCACAGUGAGUCUACUUGUACUUCAAGAUCUUCACUAUCUCCACCUGUAUCAUAAACGUAAUUUCUUGUUGUAGGGAACUGCUUCUCAUAAUCCUACAACGUCAACAACAUGCAUAAUCUUCAGGCGACCAAAUCCUGCAGACUGACGUCGUCAAGGAGCGCGACCUUCAACUAGCAAACCUCGAGGCAGCGGCAGGCGUUAAUAGCACUAGCACUAAUAACUUUCAGUCGUGGACGAUGGGGGCUGACGUUCCGGUUGCCAGUUUCUGUUUGCAUGAAUGUAGACCAACUUCUACUAGGUGGCCAGCGCUGCACGUGAAUGCAGAAGCAGAAGUUUUAUCGUCCUUGUCUUUUAGAAGUGGUUCUGAAGCUGCAGCGAGGACUACGUCGUUUUUACAACAGGAACAGGAGAGGGAAAGGAGAAGUGUACAAAGCCAGAGGCCGGCACCACCAGAAUGGACCCACUGGAGUCCAUCGAGUUGUAAGAUGACUACUGCUCCUUUUGGUCGUCUAGCUGCAAACUAUCUCACUCUCACAGACAUAUAUUUAUAUGCUGAUGACAGAUAUUUCUCUCUAUGAAGACGAGUGUUACAAGGUUUAUUAGAGAUUCAGCUAAAUACAAUACUGUACUUCUGCUUUUGUUGAAGACCUAGAACUUGAAUAAAAACAAAAAUAACAAUGCCAACCAUCAAUCCAAACAGGUGUCCCGAUUUCCGCAGAAUUCGCUACGAAAUUGGCCCUUUUCCACAACCAGACUGAAGCCGUAGUUGACCUCAAUAUUUGCGCAGGGGACCCUCAUGCGGCCUCAACGGAUGCGAGGACUACAAGGUCAAAUUCUACUUCGAAUUGAGCUCCAGCUGCAUAUCAUGAAUAUAUAAAAAAGAAGGGGUGGUAGUUGUUGUUUCACUGUUCGUCUCUCGAUAAGACGAACCUCCCGAAGGGAGCAUAUUUUAUUUACAACAUAGAUCUACUUCUUUUGAAAGUAAGAAAUUUUGACUGGCUUUUUGAACCAGACAUGUUGGAGACAGCCGCCAUUCCUCCUGAGUGAUUGUGAUCCCAAUCUCCAUUUUAGAUGACGUCAUCAUUCUAACAUAAGUACGCGAAAAAUGGUUCCGAUUCCAAGAAAUCAAUGAAAUAGACUUUAUGUAUUCCGUCAUUUGAAUCAAAAUUCCAAGAAUAUCAAGACGUUUUGGCGGGAAUGCCAAUCAUCGCACAAUAGCGUCUAUGAUUCCGAAAACGGUUUCUGUUCCUGUCUGUUUCACUGUACCCUCCAAUGGUUCUCUUAUGACACGACUGCCACUCUUCUCCAAUGACAUUCUUUUUGGGAUUUGGUCGAUGUAAUCAUCGUCUAUUCGAU